This is a messenger RNA of Rhea pennata, 1338 nucleotides long. It is a transcript of the gene BID, whose product is annotated as BH3 interacting domain death agonist. Bases 527 to 1108 code for a protein of 193 amino acids. The record is from RefSeq and is a predicted model, not a curated record. The transcript is spliced from 7 exons. Gene Ontology annotation, cellular component: cytosol; mitochondrion; cytoplasm. Lineage: Eukaryota; Metazoa; Chordata; Aves; Rheiformes; Rheidae. Gene Ontology annotation, biological process: positive regulation of extrinsic apoptotic signaling pathway; apoptotic mitochondrial changes; positive regulation of release of cytochrome c from mitochondria.
UAUAACCACUUGACUUCACUUGUCUGACCUUUUUGCAAUUUACUGGAAUUUGCCUCCACAAGGGAAAAAGUAGAUCAUUACAGCACAGUUUAGCUAGAUGGAAGUGGUUUCACUGUAAAGUCUCGCAAGAGACAGUGUGGCACUCUCUAGUGCUGCUACUCAGUUACUUGUGUGCAGCUCACAGCUGUAACAGCUUGUAUUGCAGCAGACGUCUGUUGGAGAACUCCAUAUGUCUGCUCUUUUGCGUAUGUAGUGUGACGUGAAAGGCAUAUGAGGUAACUUCUUUCUGUUUUGAAUCACAGAAUGGUUAAGGUUGGAAGGGACCUCUGGAGAUCAUGUAGUCGUUGCACAGGAUUGUGUCCAGGAAAAGAGGUCACCCUCUCCUGUUUCAGAGCCCCCGUCUGAUCCCAGGAGAACUGAGAGCACUACAUUCUCCCCAGCCUUUAGAGGAGACUUCUUAGGGUAGAGGACAAGGACUUUGGGACUGAAGUAGCAGGCAGUAAGAGCCACUCUUUCUGGAGCCAUCAUGGAACAGGAUAUCCACAGUGAUGGAUCCAGCCAGAUGGAGUGUAUCCUCCUGUACAACUUCCUGCAGAGCUCCUCCAACUGCGAGUUCAGAGAGCAACUGCAGGCUCUACAAAGUCAAGUGAUCUUACCUUCCGUAAAAACUGUCUGUUACUACGAUGAUGAGGGGGAGCUUCAGACAGAUGGGAAUCGGAGUGGCCACUUGCAGAAUGGUGAGCUGGCAUUUGUUCCUGAGGGAAAUGAGGAAAUUCUCCAGAUCAUUGGUGCUCAGCUUGCUGAGAUUGGAGACCGACUGGAUAAAGAAAUCCAUGCAAAAGUAGUAAAUGAUCUUGUACAGCAUUUUCUGAAUGAGAAUCUGUCUAGAGAGGAGAUAACCCGGUGCCUGUCCCAGGCAGUGGAGGGGCUUGCGCGGGCCAUCCCCUCAGACAUGGAACAGGAGAAGGCCUUGUUGGUGCUAGCAAUGGUCUUAACUAAGAAGAUUGCAAACAGAGUGCCCUCCCUCCUACAGCGCGUCUUCAGCACCACUGUGAACUACGUCAGCCAACACCUCCACAACUACCUGGUCAGAAUGCUGUAUGAGUGAGGACACGCUGCUCCAGCUGCCUGUGUGAAAGCUGUGGCUUCCUGAGGACUCUGUACUCUUCUUGAUAUACUAGAAUGAUUUUAAUCCUGAGAUACAGCUGUGAAAAAGGAGGCGCAGCUAUGUAGAUAGGCUUUCAUAGACUAGCACAGCAGUGACUGUGAGUUGCAUGAGUGUCCUGCCAGCACCUGUAAGGAGUAGUGCUUGCCCUCUAGCGGUCUGUCAGAUGGGGG